GUUGGGAUAGAGGGCAUAACAUAUGCUGGAAAUCAUGGCUUAGAAAUCAUUCAUCCAGAUGGGACAAAGUUUGUGCAUCCUAUCCCUGCCGAACUGGAAGGAAAAGUUCGAGAUCUUCUUAAAAGUCUACAGGAUCAGGUAUGUAAAGAAGGAGCAUGGGUAGAGAACAAAGGAGCUGUUCUCACAUUUCAUUAUCGGGAGACACCCGCGUGCGUGCGUGCUGAACUUGUUCCGCAGGCAUGCAAACUCAUAGAAAGCCACGGAUUUAAGGUCGGUUCAUCUCACUGUGCUGUAGAGGCUAGACCCCCUGUGCAGUGGAACAAGGGUCGGGCAUCAAUUUACAUCCUUCGCACUGCAUUUGGUUUCGAUUGGAGCGAACGUAUCCGCAUCAUUUAUGCUGGUGAUGAUGUCACUGAUGAGGAUGCUAUGCAGGCAAGUCUCACCAGUUGGCUCAGUGUAAUAGUAUCAUAUUGCAUAAGUUGUACUCAUCUUGUAAAUUUGGUCCCUCGGUUUUUGUGCAGAAGUGAAGAGAAAUAAAACACUUCCCAUUCUUGUGCAUGAAA
Messenger RNA from Cryptotermes secundus, 563 nucleotides. RefSeq names its product trehalose-phosphate phosphatase. The transcript has 2 exons. NCBI's taxonomy places the organism in Eukaryota, Metazoa, Arthropoda, Insecta, Blattodea, Kalotermitidae. The annotation marks the transcript as partial. Gene Ontology annotation, biological process: trehalose biosynthetic process. Gene Ontology annotation, molecular function: trehalose-phosphatase activity. The record is from RefSeq and is a predicted model, not a curated record.